UCAGCUAGAUAUAUCUCUCUCGUAUUUUCAUCAUCAUUUGGAUUCAAAUUAUGUUCCUUAUAUUAUCCUAAUAUUACCAAGUAAACUCAUUUUAAGACUAAGAUGGUGUGAAGACUGUUUAUUAUGGUGCAUUAUGCAUAUUCUUCAAGCCCAUACUGAAUCGCAAGUUCAGGUUCUGCAAACCUUGCCCACCCUUGUCCCUCCAGAUAGAAUAACACCAAUUAGGAUACGGUUUUAUCAGCUACGUCUGGCAAAAUCUGAUAUUUUCACCCCUCGUCUUCAAAACUGGCAGGAGACGGUGGAUACAUAUAUCAGAGAACAAGAAGACGACAAUUACAGAUUACAGACCCCCGGGUCUAUCAGUAGGAUCGGGAAGAAGUUAGGUUCGUUUAAAGAAUCUGAUUGGGACUCAGGUUAUAGUGAUGGAUAGUACAGUUUGAUAAGUUCAUCAUCACUCAUCAUUUAGUUUUCCUCGGCUGUUUAAUAGUUUAUCAGUGAUGAAAUCAGUGAAAUCAGUGACAGUUGACACAGAAGACGAUAUCUUUAUAAAAAAUCAGCUAAAUAUUGAGGAAGCAUCUUGUAAGAAAGUGUAAACAGCUGUAAGAUGAAUUCUAACAGUGGAAUGCGAGGGAUCAGACAGGUCCGAAGAAAAAAGUCGUCUUUAUCUGAAGUUAAACUUGUAAUUCUGGGAGCUCCGGGAGUAGGGAAAAGUGCUCUGACUGUGAGGUUUCUAACUAAAAGAUAUAUCGGUGAAUAUGAUCAUCAAUCAGAUUCCAGAUAUAAACACGAGAUUGCAGUUGAUGGUGAUCCUGUUAUAUUUGAGAUUUGUGAUACAUCAACUAAGUCUGCAGUUGACCUACCAGCUGCUGAGCUAGUGAGCUGGGCUGAUGGACUGGUCCUAGUCUAUAGUAUUACAGACAGAUCCUCGUUCACAUAUCUCAAACAGGUUUUCAACCAUAUACAGGAUGUGCGAGGAGUAGCACAGGUGAAAGAGAAAGAUGUUCCCAUGCUGAUUCUAGGAAACAAGGGAGACAUGGUUCAUCUUAGACAGGUCUCUUCAGAAGAAGGUGAAAUAUUGGCUAAAGACUUUGAUUGUAAUUUUCUGGAAGUUGCAGCUGCGGAUCAGGUUAAUGAGAUUGCUGAAUCCUUUUAUGAAUUAUGCCGUGAGAUAUCCGCUGUAAGAAGAAAAAAUAAAACCUCUCUUUUAGAAAGAGUUCUUGGAACUAAGAAUGGGAACCGAGUGUACCACCGUGGGAAGUCGGACAGUAGUUUAUCUAAAUAUUAAACAAGUCAAAACGG
Messenger RNA from Eurytemora carolleeae, 1299 nucleotides. Its product is annotated as ras-related and estrogen-regulated growth inhibitor. The record is from RefSeq and is a predicted model, not a curated record. Gene Ontology annotation, molecular function: GTP binding; GTPase activity. Lineage: Eukaryota; Metazoa; Arthropoda; Copepoda; Calanoida; Temoridae. The transcript has 13 exons. The coding region runs from base 605 to 1285 and encodes 226 amino acids.